AUGGGCGGCUUUGCCUGCAGUGGGAAGAUGGCCAAGUCUGCUUGUGAUGGCAUAGUUCUUGGAGCAGAUACAAGAGCAACUGAAGGGAUGGUUGUUGCUGACAAGAACUGUUCAAAAAUUCACUUCAUAGCCCCUAAUAUUUACUGUUGUGGUGCUGGGACAGCUGCAGACACAGACAUGACAACCCAGCUCAUCUCUUCCAACUUGGAGCUCCACUCCCUCACCACUGGGCGCCUUCCCAGAGUUGUGACUGCCAAUCGGAUGCUGAAGCAGAUGCUUUUCAGGUAUCAAGGUUACAUUGGUGCGGCCCUAGUUUUAGGAGGAAUAGAUGUUACCGGACCUCACCUCUACAGCAUCUAUCCUCAUGGAUCAACUGAUAAGUUACCUUAUGUCACCAUGGGUUCUGGCUCCUUAGCAGCAAUGGCCGUGUUUGAAGAUAAAUUUAGGCCAGAUAUGGAGGAGGAAGAGGCUAAGAAGUUGGUGAGUGAAGCCAUUGCAGCUGGCAUCUUCAAUGACUUGGGGUCUGGGAGCAACAUUGACCUGUGUGUCAUCAGCAAGAACAAGCUCGACUUUCUUCACCCAUUCUCAGUGCCCAACAAGAAGGGGACUAGGUUUGGCCGGUACAGGUGUGAGAAGGGGACCACUGCAGUCCUGUCUGAGAAAGUCACCACUUUGGAGAUUGAGGUGCUGGAGGAGACUGUCCAAACAAUGGACACUUCCUGAAAUGUCAGCAGGUGCUGGAUGCUGCCUUAGAAGAGUGGGGGGCAGUGGAGCUCUGUGGAAGAUACUCAUUUAGCUGUUUGCUGAAUGGAGCUCAAUAAAAAUGAAAACUACAGUGAGGAGUUGA
Molecule: messenger RNA, 847 nt
Organism: Octodon degus (degu)
Lineage: Eukaryota; Metazoa; Chordata; Mammalia; Rodentia; Octodontidae
Gene: Psmb7
Product: proteasome subunit beta 7
Exons: 7
Coding region: 1-723 (240 amino acids)
Cellular component (GO): proteasome core complex
Molecular function (GO): threonine-type endopeptidase activity
Source: RefSeq, a predicted model, not a curated record